GGCGUGAAUACAAAAACAGGAAGUUGUGUACUGUUAUGAAGUCUGAGCGUUUCGAAGGUGAUUAUUCAAGCUUUCUUUCCAAUAUGUCUAUCUUUCGGGUGGCUACGUUAUUGAUAGCGUUACCAUAUUACGGCUAUGCUCAUACGUCUGCUGUAAACAUCACCACUCUGGGUCUGAGCGAAGACAACUUGAAUCAACUAGCUUCCCCUGUGGCGCAGCAGUCACCCGUCUUUCAAGCUAAUAUCCAAUCCUACUUUUCGCUCAACCUUCUGUCGGUUUUUCCAGAAAAUCUUGAGUUCAGCGAGUACUGCUCCGAACUGCUGGCUAUCUUUGGUCAGCGAUAUUCAGCCUAUACAGAUUGUUUGGUGUCCGCCGCACGUCCUGUCAAAUUAUGCCAAAACUGUUAUGGCACAUACAACGAACUUGGUAAAAUCUACAAAAACAUAUCUUCCUACCAGGGCCCAGGGAAUGUGAGCUGCAGAGACAGCCUCUUGCGUUCUGAUAGGUUGAUGCUGGUGUUCCUGCUCUACAACAACAUGAAGGACAUCUGGCGUGUAUCAGAAUGUGACAGUUGUUUAAACCAGGGACUUGGCCUGACCAACGACACUCUUUACUUCAUGGACACUCUUAACCAAUCCUAUAGAUGCUUUGAAAAGUAUCAGCAGCAGGGCAACCGAUCAGAGCUGUGCAAGGAGUGCAAGGCCACGUACAAAGGGCUGAAUGAGUUGUAUAGCCGCAUGGAGAAGAAUCUCACACUCUGCAUCGACAUUGAGGACUCGAUGAAUAUGACCCGCGGACUGUGGAGCAAGGAGUUCAAUUGUUCCUUCCCCCGGGCGGAGACGGUUCCUGUCAUCGCCGUGUCCAGCUUCAUGCUCUUUCUGCCCAUCAUCUUCUACUUGAGCAGCUUCCUUCACUCGGAACAAAAGAAACGCAAGCUCAUACACCCCAAACGAGCCAAGUCCAACGCCAGCUUCAUGAACAUUCAGGACAAGUUGAGCUGAGGAAGAGCAAGCUAAAGAUGAGGAUGAAGAGUCCCCUCCCUUAUUUGUUGAAAAAAAACUCCUGGAUGAAAAUGUAACAUGCCGUUAACCUUGUGGCUGUGGUUUCUAGCAACAGUGUAUUGACAGUGGAUUCAAAGAGCGCCCCCUGUGGGAAAGGAUGCCUUCCAACAUUAUUGAGUGUGAUUUUCUUAAGAUAUUACCGCAAACAGACAACUAAGAUUUUUAAUGGAAGAUGAGUUGUAAUUGUGCUGUUCGUGUCCCAAUUUGAACACCAAUCCCAAUAACUGGUUUGUGAAUGAAGCACACACUAUGACUACUGAGUUACCAGCAAUCGGGAGCUGGAGUUUUUUUUUGUGUGUGUUAUUAUGUUUGUGAGAAGAGAUGAGAAUAUUUUUCUUUUUUUGUCCUUAAUGUAACUCCUACGAUAAGAUGGGCUGAUGGGCAGGCAGAUGGACAGACAAAGUACUUGAUGUCCAUUAGUUAUGACAUAUUCCUGCUGUGUAAAAGUGGAUGACAGCUAAGAUGGAGACUCUUUUUUUUUUUUUUUUUUUUUUCAAGCAUUGUAAAAGCACUCCAGGAUGUCACAGAACAUGGGCACUAGAAUGUCCUAGCCCUUUCAAGUAUGAUUUUUUUCUUCCUAUGUACAGAGAGCUGUUUGUUUUUAUGUCCUACUGGUUAUAACACACUGAACUUGCUGUUUGUGUUUUUUCCUUUAUCCAAUAAUGAACAUCAGAUUAAUAUCUAUGGUGAUAGAUUGCAAUUUAGGUGAUUAUGUAGCAGUUUUAUUGCCUCAGAAGUGGCUUUCAGUUUGUGAUGCAUUCAUUUAUAAUAAUCUAGGACGAUUUCAGAAUGCAAAUGCUGCCCUCGUGACUUUUUUACUUUAUACUGCAAUAGCAGUAACUGUUAACUUAUUUUUCCCAUUAACCUGUACUGUUUCUGCUAUCGCUUUGUUCAAACUAAAAAUGGUAAUGCACUGAUUUUCUUCAUCCUGCAAUUUUUAAUGGUACUGUUUUAGGAUUAAUGUUUUCUAGAGUCACUAUCAAUUAAGAGAUCAGAUAGAAAUAAUAAAUUAUUAAAUAUAUAUA
Molecule: messenger RNA, 2086 nt
Organism: Esox lucius (northern pike)
Lineage: Eukaryota; Metazoa; Chordata; Actinopteri; Esociformes; Esocidae
Gene: ostm1
Product: osteoclastogenesis associated transmembrane protein 1
Exons: 6
Coding region: 36-1001 (321 amino acids)
Cellular component (GO): cytosol
Source: RefSeq, a predicted model, not a curated record